This is a messenger RNA of Geodia barretti, 999 nucleotides long. The record is from the annotation of a GenBank genome assembly. NCBI's taxonomy places the organism in Eukaryota, Metazoa, Porifera, Demospongiae, Tetractinellida, Geodiidae.
AUGGGGCACCCGCUGGAGCCUCUGGCCUGGCUGGCCAAUGCCCUGGCGGCCCACGGCAAGGAACUUAAGGCAGGGGCCGCUUUGGCCGUUUACCAUCACGGUGAACUGGUGCUGGACCUCUAUGGUGGCCUCGCCGAUCAGACUACAGGCCGUCCCGUGGACGAGAGCACCAUGUUCGUCCUCUAUUCUUCCACCAAGCCGGUGACGGCCGCCUGCCUCCACAUCCUCUGGGAGCGCGGCAGGCUCCGGUGGGAGGACCGCGUCGCGGACCACUGGCCCGAGUUCGCCCAGUCCGGCAAGGAAGAGGUGACCAUCGGACAGGUCCUGACCCAUCGUGGGGGGUUUCCUGACAGCCCUAGCCACAUGACGUGGGACCGCUGGAGCGACUGGAAUGCUGCUGUAAAAGCCAUGGAGGAUCUCCGUCCCGAUUAUCCUCCAGGGCGAGUCAUCGCCUACCAUCCGCGCAACUUCGGCUGGGUCAUUGGCGAACUGGUCCGGCGAAUCGACGGCCGCCCCAUCAACCGCUUUGUCCGAGAGGAAAUCACCCGCCCCUUGGGCAUCAACGACCUGUACAUCGGACUGCCAGAGUGGCUGCUGGACCGCGUAUCCAGGCUGCACGCCAUGGAGGACUGCGACCGCCGCAGCCAGGUCGACCUGUACAAUCGCCCCGAGCUCGGUGGCACUCUCGACGGUGCGACCAUAAUGCAGCCGGAAACAGUGCAAGAGGUCAUCUCGCCCCACUCCGAAGGUAUCGACCAUUCGCUGAAUCGACGCGUAAUCCGUGGGAUGGGACUUUCGCUGGCCGACCCGCGUACCGGCGAUCCUGAAAAGCUGGAUCCUCACACCUUCGGUCACGCGGGCUCGGGCACGUCGGUUGGCUGGGCCAACCCCGACACCGGUCUGGCGGUGGCUUACAUAACCAACGGCUUCCGCGCCGAAAUCAGCAACACACCUAGGUUAGCGGCCAUUUCCCAGGCCGUAACCGACGCCUGCCUUUAG